AUGCUGCUCCGUGGUGCUUUGCGGCAUCUCAGCCUUUCCCGUCGCACUAUCGCGCCUUUAACCCUCCGCACGUUCGCCUCUGGCCAGCGGGAAGUGCCGGCAUUCACCCGCGAUCGCUACCCCGUCCAGCGAGGAUCAUUCGCCGAGCUAACCGACGCUGAUGUGGCCGUUUUUCGUGACAUCCUUGGCGGAGCGGACUCAAGCCGCGUCCUAACCGCGGCCGAUGAGCUACAGGACUACAACAUCGACUACCUGCACAGUGUUCGCGGAGAUGGCCGUGUCGUCCUGAAACCGCGCACCACCGCAGAAGUGGCCGAGGUGAUGCGGUACUGCAACGAGCGGCGGUUGGCCGUGUGUCCACAGGGUGGCAAAACGGGCCUAGUGGGUGGGUCGGUCCCUGUGUUUGACGAAGUUAUCCUGUCGCUGCAGCUGAUGGACAAUAUCGAGCGCAUUGACGAGUAUGCGGGCAUUGUGGUGUGCCAAGCGGGAUGUGUCCUGGCGCAGUUGGAGGAGAAAGUUGGAGCCCGCGGACUUGUGAUGCCCCUCGAUCUGGGUGCGAAGGGAUCGUGUCACAUCGGGGGUAACGUUUCGACGAACGCGGGUGGCCUAAGGCUGGUGCGGUAUGGCAAUCUGCACGGUUCCGUUCUCGGUGUCGAAGCGGUAACGGCAGAAGGCCGCGUGCUGGAUCUGAUGUCCAAUUUCAAGAAGGACAACACGGGCUACCAUCUAAAGCACCUGUUUAUCGGUUCCGAGGGCACACUUGGCAUCAUCACUCGCCUGUCCAUGUUCUGUCCCACGGCUUCGCGAUCGAUCAACAUCGCGUUCCUUGGCUUGAACAGCUACGACGAGGUCAAGCAGACGUUCCUUGCUGCCAAGCGCGGUCUUGGCGAAGUCCUGUCGUCCUGUGAAAUGAUCGACGCCCCAUCCCUGGAUAGUUGCACACGGUUCUUUGGGCUGCAGUCACCGAUCGACAAAUAUCCAUUCUAUAUGCUCAUCGAAACGUCCGGUAGCGAUGCGGGACAUGAUGAGGAAAAGCUGACUCGCUUCCUGGAGCAAACGAUGGAGCAGGGUCUGGUGCAGGAUGGCACGGUUACGAAUGAACCAUCGAAAAUGCAGAAUAUUUGGAAACUACGUGAGCAAAUUGCCGAUAGCUUGCUAGCGGAUGGUUAUUGCUUCAAAUACGACAUCUCACUGCCUUUGGAUCAAUUCUACGACAUUGUGCUGGCGGUUCGCGAGCGAGUUGGCGAUCUGGCCAUCAAUGUAACCGGAUACGGUCACAUCGGUGACUCGAAUCUGCACCUGAACGUGUCUUGUGCCCGAUUUACGCCUGAAAUUUACGCACUGCUGGAACCGUUCAUAUACGAGUAUACUUCGAAGCUGAGGGGAAGCGUCAGCGCCGAGCAUGGGAUAGGUUUUUUGAAACGGAAAUAUCUUCACUAUUCGAAGCAGGCGGAACCGUUGCGACUGAUGCGGGAUAUGAAGCAGCUCCUCGAUCCAAAAGGAAUUCUCAACCCAUACAAAGUACUUCCACCCGAAACGCCGGUGGGUCACUAA
Molecule: messenger RNA, 1554 nt
Organism: Anopheles nili
Lineage: Eukaryota; Metazoa; Arthropoda; Insecta; Diptera; Culicidae
Gene: D2hgdh
Product: D-2-hydroxyglutarate dehydrogenase, mitochondrial
Exons: 4
Coding region: 1-1554 (517 amino acids)
Cellular component (GO): mitochondrion
Molecular function (GO): catalytic activity; FAD binding
Source: RefSeq, a predicted model, not a curated record